UUCUUCUUAAAAAUCGUUAUCAUGCGUAUUGGAUUUUAAACAUGUGUGACAAGUAUUCAUAAAUGAAAGUUCGUCAGAAGAAAUAUAUAUUUCGUGAUAAAUAUAAAAUGCAAUGAAAUAUAUUACGAUUGAUAGUUUUGGAAUAUUAAAUGUCGCUUUUAAUAUUUUAUCUUAUUUCAAUAUAUUCCUAAUAUAAGCGUUCAUUGCAUUUUGAGAUUAUGAGUUACGAUUUUAACCUUUAAUGACGGACAUACAACUAUAGUUGUAGGUAACACAAGAAAUAUCAAAAUGCAGACGAUAAAAUGCGUUGUAGUUGGAGAUGGAGCUGUGGGUAAAACUUGUCUUUUGAUUUCAUAUACAACCAAUAAGUUUCCAUCCGAAUAUGUACCUACAGUUUUUGACAAUUAUGCAGUAACAGUAAUGAUCGGUGGAGAUCCAUAUACAUUGGGAUUAUUCGAUACUGCUGGUCAGGAGGAUUACGACAGACUUAGACCUUUAAGUUAUCCCCAAACGGAUGUAUUUCUUGUUUGUUUUUCAGUUGUUUCCCCAUCAUCUUUUGAAAAUGUUAAAGAAAAGUGGGUACCCGAAAUAACACAUCAUUGUCCAAGGACGCCGUUUUUAUUGGUUGGUACUCAAAUCGAUUUGAGAGAUGAUGUUGCCACUAUCGAAAAAUUGGCAAAGAAUAAACAAAAGCCAAUAUCCGCGGAGCAAGGGGAAAAGCUUGCCAAAGAAUUAAAAGCAGUGAAAUACGUAGAAUGUAGUGCUCUUACGCAGAAAGGUUUGAAAAAUGUGUUUGAUGAAGCUAUUUUAGCCGCCUUAGAACCUCCAGAGCCAGUAAAGAAGAGAAAGUGUACGCUUUUGUAAGAAAGAAACAUCAAUGAAAAUGGAUUGAUAUUCGGAAAGAAAACAAAGAUACAUGUAAUAACGAGAAGCGGCAAAUUUCAUGCAUAGUAUAUUAAAGCAAUUUGUUAGAAAUUCGGAAACUGUGCGUAAUACCGUUUCUUUUACCGGGAAAGAUAUAUUAAAAUCGAUUAAUAGCCGCCAAUAUAAUACAACGCGACAAUUUGAAACGAACUUUUAAUUAUCGUAUUAUAAUCGUGUCGAUCACAUUCCAUAUAACGUGAAAUUUCGAUUAAAAGUUUUCUCAAUCUCGAUGAAAUUUUUCAAUUUUAUAAUAUCAAAUAUAUAGUCGUAAUAAAUAUUGCACGAAUAUUUUCCAUAUUAUCUUUGAGAAAGAUAUUAAGAUUUAAUUUUACCAAAAAGAAUAAUAUUUUAAAAUCUAUUAAAACAAUUGGUGCUAUCGAUUAAUAGUAUUUUUUGCGUUUUUGGGUUGCGUUCAAACGUUACAUACAAUUAUACAUCUAAUCAUUUUUUUGGAUAUAUAUAAAAGAUAAAAAGUUUGAAAAAGAAAAGAAAUCAAAAAAUAUUAAUUUUUAAUCGAAUCGAAUGAAACAACGCGUUCAUGUACCGGGAUCAACGAAAUCAAAUAGGAGAUAUAGGCAUCGUAAAAAUGAACGACAGUGUUAUUUUUUUCUUUGAAUUACGAAUAUUACGGAUAUUUCGAGGCAUGAAUUGUUGAUAGAUUUUUCGAGAUUCUAUGGCAGCUAUGAUAAAUGAUUUUUAUAAGAACGUAUUUUUUUUUGUGACAAAUACUGAUACUAUAUUCGCGUCUAAUUUUGUACAUAUCAGCAUUUGUUACAAAUGCACACUGAUAUGACGUAAUAAAUAUCGGUAGAUGAUAAGAAGAAGGGAAGAGAGACGAUAAUAAUAACAAGACAUUUAUAUUUUAUAAGAUUUCAAUUAACGAAUAGUAAUGUCGUAUUAUAUAUAAUUAAAUUUUCGACGAAAAUACACGCGAUUAAAUAGAUGAUAGCGACAGUUGGUCGAAACGAGCGUCGAGCUCGUUUCUCCAACAAUUGCAUGUUUACGUAUUAUUUAUUUCAACGAAUAUUGUAUUAUUUGAUAAGCAAAAUAUCAAUACUUAGUGUUUUUCUAUUAACUUUUUACGAUAUGCGAACUGGAUACAUGUGGCGAGAAUUGGAAAAAUACAAGUGAAUUUUGCGCGAGCGCAAAGUAAACAUUCGAAGAGCUUGCGUACGAAAUGUACGAAACAACGAACAUUCGAGCAUUAUAAAAAGCAUCAUCGAUCGAUUUUUAUAUUCCGUAUCCAGUGAAGAGGUGGCAUUUAUUAGCAUUAUACGUGUCACGAUAUGUAGACACAAUCGCAUUAUGAAAUAUUCAUAUAAAUAUAUUUAUACUAUGCAUAAGAAA
Apis cerana (Asiatic honeybee) is the source of this 2271-nucleotide messenger RNA. RefSeq names its product cdc42 homolog. The record is from RefSeq and is a predicted model, not a curated record. Gene Ontology annotation, biological process: small GTPase-mediated signal transduction. Lineage: Eukaryota; Metazoa; Arthropoda; Insecta; Hymenoptera; Apidae. Gene Ontology annotation, molecular function: GTP binding; GTPase activity.